AUGAGUACAUGUGAAUUUUAUAAUAAUUUAAUAAUAUCAUCUAUCUUUCCUUUUAAUACUAACAAACAACCAACUAGAUCAAAAACUCAACGUCAUCGUUUUCUCGAUGGUCUUGCUUUAUUACUUAAUGAUUCAAAUCAAUGUACAUCAGUUUAUCCAUUGUUGAAAGAAAAAAAAAUAUUAAUAACACGUAAUGAAUUAUUAAAAGAUAAUGACAAAAUCUAUUUUGAUAAAUUUUUUGAAUUAAUAAGAGAAUAUUCACAAUAUUGUUUAAUAUCAAAUGAACAUGAAAUGAACAAAAUGUAUUCAUUAUUAAAAUCUAUUAUGUUUGAAUAUAACAAGAAUGAAUCUAUUAAACGUAUAACUGAUAAUUUGUUUAAUGAUGCUGUUUCAAAUCUUGAAAAAUUAUUAAAUGCUAAUGUUGAUGAUUUAUGUCAAAAAAUUACUUACAAUAAAUUGAAAAAAGGUUCACCCGAUUAUUAUUAUUUAAAAGAGAAAAGCACAUCUUUAAAAGAAUAUAUUUUAAUAUUAUUUAAUUGGAUCAACUAUAUUACUUCAAAUCGACAUGUAAUUCAAAACAAUAAAAAUGAUGUUGAACUAGAAAUUAUUUCGGAAUUUCAAGUAACUGCUGAAUUAUUAUAUAAUUCUGAAAUAUUUCGUUCUAUACUAUCAAAAGUAUAUUCAAUUGGUAAUGAUACUGAACAUAUUCUAUAUUAUUUAGAUAAAGUAUCGGCACAUCGGCGAUCAUUGAAUCUAAUAUUAAAAUGUUUAGAAAGACGAAAAACUGAAUAUGGUGAAAUAUAUAAAAAUAUUCAAUGGUCUUUUAUUGAACCUAUUAAAACAAUUAUUGAAUUAAAGGAAAGACCAUCAUCUUCAUUUGAUAAAAUUUGGUUCGCAUGUGGUUUAACAAAUGAUGAAACAAAAAAAGAAUUUCAAGAUAAAUUUAUUCAAGAUAAAUUUAAUUCAUAUGAUUCAAAUUUAAAAUUAUCAACAUAUUUACAUAGUGAAAUUCGAAUGAUAGAUUAUUUAAUUGAACAAAAUAUAAAAGAAGUUCAUGAUAAAGAUGUAGAAAUUGGAAUAUCGAAAUCACCAUGUUAUUUAUGUUUAUUAUAUAUUGAAGAAUUAAAUUAUGAUUUCAAUAGAACGUUUUAUGUUGGUUCUUUUAGAACUGAUAGGAAAAUUUAUCCAAAUUGGAUGUUUAGAAAGAAUGAAAAAGAUAAAAUAAUAGAUUAUAUUAAUAAUCAAUUAUGUGGAUUUAUUAAAAAUGAAGUACAACAAUUGGAAUUAAGAAUAAGAAAUAAAAUUGGGGAUAGUAAUAUGCAAGAAACAGAAAUAGAUGAAGACGAUCUUGAUAAUCGUUUCUUCCAUUUAAACAUGAACGACAAGAAAAAUCGAUAA
Messenger RNA from Rotaria sp. Silwood1, 1398 nucleotides. Lineage: Eukaryota; Metazoa; Rotifera; Eurotatoria; Philodinida; Philodinidae. The record is from the annotation of a GenBank genome assembly.